Molecule: messenger RNA, 1829 nt
Organism: Ilex paraguariensis (yerba mate)
Lineage: Eukaryota; Viridiplantae; Streptophyta; Magnoliopsida; Aquifoliales; Aquifoliaceae
Source: the annotation of a GenBank genome assembly
CAAAAACACAAACUUCGACAGUUGACAGUCAGACCCUCACGUCUCUUCCUCCUCCUCCUUCUUGAUCAAACCAAGCUUACCCACAAAUUUGGGAAAGAAUGGCAAAAUUCAUAUUUAGAACAAACAACAAUGCAUGUUGCCUUUCACAAUCAGCUCACCGAAUUUCACACUUCAGCACCCAUAUCAAACACCAUCAUUUGAAUGUCUUAUCCUUUAAACAUAGCUUGAAAUUCAGAGUUUCUUGCAGCAUCAAGGAGAAGGAAAAUGUUUCAGAAACGGAGAGAGCUGCUAGAGUACUCUCUGGGCUUCGUGUCGAUGAUGAAUAUGACCAAAAUGGUGGCCCAGCACCGAGUUUUAAGGAUCAAUUGGAUGAAGAAAAUGGGGAUAGCGAACUGGGUUUCGAUGGGAACUGGCCGCCAUGGAAGAAUCUUCCUGAAAGAUACAAGAUUGUAUUCACAACAUCUCUGGCCUUUGUUAUUUGUAAUAUGGAUAAGGUGAACUUGAGUAUUGCAAUAAUUCCAAUGUCGCACCAGUUUGGGUGGAAUUCAUCGGUUGCUGGAUUGGUGCAAUCGUCCUUCUUUUGGGGAUAUGCACUCAGUCAGUUGCCCGGGGGUUGGCUUGCUAAGACAUUUGGGGGGAGAAAAGUUCUUGAAUUUGGAGUUCUGGUUUGGUCACUGGCUACAGCACUUGUUCCUAUGGUUGCUGGGUUUAUGCCUGGACUAGUUUUGUCAAGGAUUUUGGUCGGAAUAGGAGAAGGUGUUUCUCCAUCAGCGGCCACGGACUUGAUUGCCAGGUCAAUACCAUUAGAAGAGCGCUCACGAGCAGUAUCAUUUGUUUUUGGUGGUUUGAGCAUUGGAAGUGUCAUGGGGUAUGUAGUAUUGAUCAUAGUAUUAAAAUGGCUUCUUUUGGCUCCUCCCCUGAUCCAAAAUUUUGGUUGGGGAUCUGUUUUCUACAUAUUUGGCUCUCUGGGGAUAGCUUGGUUUUCGGGAUUUCAGUUUGUUAAAGAAAAACAGCCUUUGAUGGAUGCCCCACCAAUAUCAUGGUCUCAGUCUAUUUCUAGGAAAAGAUCAUUGCAUACUUCUUUGGAAGAGUUGGGUGGGUCACUGAAGGAUGUGCCAUGGAAGGCAUUUUUCCAAAGUAAAGCUGUAUGGGCAAUGAUAUAUGUUCAUUUUUGUGGUAGUUGGGGUCACUUCAAUUGUUUGUCUUGGCUCCCUACUUAUUUCAGUGAGGAGCUGAACCUGAAUCUGACAGAAGCUGCAGGGCAUAAGUUGAAUAAUGACAUUUUCAUUGGUGUUGGAGUAGACAUUGUUGACACAGAAGAAAUGGGAAAAAACAAACCUAUGCCUGCGGUUUCUGUUCUUCCUCCUUUGGCUUCAAUUUUUGUGACCAGCAUUGCUGCACAAUUUGCGGACAACUUAAUUGCCAGUGGAGUUGAAACUACUGUGGUGCGCAAGAUUUGCCAAACAAUUGCCUUUUUGUCUCCUGCAACUUGCAUGAUUCUGUCCUCUUUGGAUUUUGGAUUGCCUCCAUGGGAAAUUGUGGCGAUUCUCACUGGUGGUUUAGCACUAUCAAGUUUUGCCUUGUCAGGACUAUAUUGUACCCAUCAAGAUAUCUCCCCUGAAUAUGCAAGCAUACUUCUGGGCAUUACCAACACUGUUGGGGCAGUACCUGGAAUCGUAGGCGUUGCUCUAACUGGUUAUCUUCUUGAUUCAACUCAUUCAUGGAGUAUAUCAUUAUUUGCACCAUCAAUCUUCUUCUACCUUACCGGUACCAUUAUAUGGUUGGUGUUCGCAAGCAGUAAACCCCAAACCUUUUCAAAAGGGGAUUGA